Messenger RNA from Aspergillus luchuensis, 468 nucleotides. It is a transcript of the gene RPS18, whose product is annotated as 40S ribosomal protein uS13. Gene Ontology annotation, cellular component: small ribosomal subunit; cytosol; ribosome. Gene Ontology annotation, molecular function: RNA binding; structural constituent of ribosome. The record is from RefSeq and is a predicted model, not a curated record. Lineage: Eukaryota; Fungi; Ascomycota; Eurotiomycetes; Eurotiales; Aspergillaceae. Gene Ontology annotation, biological process: translation. Bases 1 to 468 code for a protein of 155 amino acids. The transcript is spliced from 3 exons.
AUGUCGCUCGUGUCCGGCGAGAAGACGAACUUCCAGUACAUUCUGCGUCUGCUCAACACCAAUGUUGACGGCAAGCAGAAGAUCAUGUACGCCUUGACCCAGAUCAAGGGUGUUGGUCGCCGUUACUCCAACUUGGUCUGCAAGAAGGCCGACGUUGACCUCAGCAAGCGCGCUGGUGAACUCACCACCGAAGAGCUCGAGCGUAUCGUCACCAUCCUCCAGGCCCCCACCCAGUACAAGAUCCCCACCUGGUUCCUCAACAGACAGCGCGACAUCACCGAUGGCAAGGACUCCCAGGUCGUCUCCAACUCCCUCGACAGCAAGAUCCGUGAGGAUCUCGAGCGCCUGAAGAAGAUCCGCUCCCACCGUGGUCUCCGUCACUACUGGGGUCUCCGUGUCCGCGGUCAGCACACCAAGACCACCGGUCGUCGUGGACGCACCGUCGGUGUCAGCAAGAAGAAGAACUAA